UUUGAAAUCCAAAACAACAGUCGCAUUGAGGUGCAUUGUAGCAUUUAUAGGCUUAUUUUGAAUAUAUGAACCCAGCUGAAACUCCAUAAUGACCUGCGAGUCAAACUGAGAAAGCGCAGCAGUUGAAGAGCAUUGCAACACCCGAGCACCGUGCAGAACAAAGAAGAGCGACUACAACAGACAUGUUCAGAACAAUCGCGCGUAUGCUUUUUGGAAGAGAGGAGGAGACCCCCGAAGAUAUCAAGGCUGGAGACACGAUGGAGGAAGGGUGGCAUGUUGUCACUCACCAAGAGGCAGGUUCAGCAGAAAACCAGGAUGCAAUGUUGACUGACAGCCAACCAUCCAGCUCUGUUCCUCAAGGAACAGACAUGGAAACUGACUGCGUUGCAGAUGGAGAGCCCACAGCACAAAGCGGGAGUACCGGGACCAGCGCUCAGUCCGUGUUCAGCUCUUUUUCCAAGCCCAAAGCUAUAGCCAAGAUGACACAGGCUAAGGUUUUGGCAGAGCGGCACCAUGUGUCCCGCAACGCUAUUCAACGCCAGAACCGUGUUCGCCAAGGAGUCCAACACCACUCCUACCACCUCCAACAGCCAGGCUGUCGCAGCCUCAGCCACUGAAUCUCUUCACUACAGAUUGCCUCACUCACACAAAAACCUAAAGCAACUGAAGACAGACAAAAAAUAAAAACAAAACAAAAACACUUGUAGGCUUUUCCACGUUUCUGCAAAUUAAGCUAAACAUUUAAUCUUUAUGUGCCAACACUAGUUAACUGUUACCAGGCAGCUACAUUAGCAUUUGAACUUGUACUGUAUCUGAAUUUGAAAUAAAGAAUUCACCUCAUAAAAUGAGAUAUGCUAGGUUUCUUUUUUUGUGUAUGUGCACAGGUAAAUUUAUACAGUGUUGGACCAAGUGCUAUGUUAUGUUUGACACCAUGCACUUCCCUGUAUGUUGUUGGUUCAGAACCUUUUUUUGAUACAUCAAUAAAAGUAUUAUUUUGCA
Messenger RNA from Pelmatolapia mariae (spotted tilapia), 999 nucleotides. It is a transcript of the gene tp53inp2a, whose product is annotated as tumor protein p53 inducible nuclear protein 2. NCBI's taxonomy places the organism in Eukaryota, Metazoa, Chordata, Actinopteri, Cichliformes, Cichlidae. The record is from RefSeq and is a predicted model, not a curated record. The transcript is spliced from 4 exons. Bases 183 to 617 code for a protein of 144 amino acids.